Molecule: messenger RNA, 918 nt
Organism: Phragmites australis (common reed)
Lineage: Eukaryota; Viridiplantae; Streptophyta; Magnoliopsida; Poales; Poaceae
Exons: 3
Coding region: 1-918 (305 amino acids)
Source: RefSeq, a predicted model, not a curated record
AUGAAGAAGCAAUUCAAGAUGACUGACCUUGGCCUGCUGAGUUUCUACCUUGGGAUAGAAGUGAAGCAAAGCAGUGAUGGCAUCAUUUUGAAUCAGUCAGCAUAUGCAAAGCGCAUACUGGACAAGGCUGGUUUGGGGGAGUGCAAUCCUUGUCACAUUCCCAUUGAACCUCGUCUGAAGCUCGGCAAGAACAGCUCGGCUCCACCAACAGAUCAAACUGAGUACCGCAGCAUCGUGGGCAGCCUGCGGUAUUUGGUUCACACUCGGCCAGACAUUGUCUAUGCGGUCAGGUAUGUAAGCCGAUUCAUGGAAUCGCCGACCACCGAGCAUCUCGCCACCUUGAAGAAGAUCCUUCGGUAUGUGGCCGGGUCGCUCACUCUUGGCUACCGUUUCAUUCAGGCAACCUCGGAGCCGCGACUAGUUGGUUACAGCGACAGCGACAUGGCUGGGGACAUUGACACUCGGAAGAGCACAACUGGGAUGUUCUUCUUCCUCGGGCCGAAUCCUGUGUGCUGGCAGUCCAACAAGCAGAAGGUCGUGGCGCUGUCCACUUGUGAAGCUGAGUACAUUGCCGCUGCAUCAGCUGCUUGCCAAGGGGUGUGGCUGGCGCGACUACUUGGCGAGCUCAGAGGAGAAGAGGCCCGCUGCGUCGAGCUCCGCAUCGACAACAAGUCGGCUAUCUCCUUGAGUAAGAACCCUGUCCUCCAUGAUAGAAGCAAGCACAUAGAUACACGUUAUCACUACCUACGGGAGUGCGUGGAGGAUGGCAGGAUCAUGACGGAGUUCAUCUGCUCAGCCGGCCAACUGGCCGAUAUCUUGACGAAGGGGCUCGCCCGAGCCAGGGUAGCCAUAUAUUUGAAGUUCCCAAUGGCCACAGAAUGUGCAUCGUUCAUGACAGAGCAGUUGAUGAGUGAGUGA